Molecule: messenger RNA, 311 nt
Organism: Nerophis ophidion (straightnose pipefish)
Lineage: Eukaryota; Metazoa; Chordata; Actinopteri; Syngnathiformes; Syngnathidae
Gene: brk1
Product: BRICK1 subunit of SCAR/WAVE actin nucleating complex
Exons: 3
Coding region: 44-271 (75 amino acids)
Biological process (GO): regulation of actin polymerization or depolymerization; cell motility; actin filament organization
Cellular component (GO): SCAR complex
Molecular function (GO): protein-containing complex binding
Source: RefSeq, a predicted model, not a curated record
UUGGUCCAACGAGACGCAACACCCACCUCAGCACUCAUCCAACAUGGCUGGCCAGGAAGAUCCAGUGCAGAGAGAAAUCCACCAAGACUGGGCCAACCGGGAGUAUAUCGAAGUGAUCACAAGCAGCAUCAAGAAAAUAGCCGACUUCCUCAACUCUUUUGACAUGUCAUGUCGAUCUCGUCUGGCUACGCUCAAUGAGAAGUUGACGGCCUUGGAGAGGAGAAUCGAAUAUAUUGAAGCAAGAGUGACGAAAGGAGAAACCUUGACUUAAACAUCAUUAUGGAACAUCGCAACAUCCCAUUGCUACUUUU